AUGGAGGCCAAACACUUCGAAACGCCUAGCGAGACGCAGCUGAGGCAUCGCAAAUCGAUCCCUGACGUGCCCUCAGACGUCGACGAGGAUGAGCUGAUGGAACACUUCAAUGACCCAAAUUACGACUUCGAAGGGAGCUCGACUGCUGGCUCUACGUUCGACAGUAUGGAGAUAGGUAGCAAGAAAGCAGGAAGUCGGUGGUCUGCCUCGGAUGACGUCUCAUUGUCGGCUGGAUCGGAGACCGCAUCUACUACAUGGGACUCUUCUCGUGCAGCAGAGUCAAAGCCUUAUCUUUCCUCCGGGGAGAUCACCUACAAUGACGAGUCGCCUUACCCAGAAGUUCGAGCGGCUGUAUCCAACACGGAUGAUCCCUCAAUGCCAGUCAAUACGUUUCGCAUGUGGUUCAUCGGAAUUAUUAUGUCAAUCAUCAUCCCGGCCUUCAACACCGUCUUUUGGCUUCGAUACCCAACCGUCAUUAUCAACUCGCUCUUCGUUCAGAUCAUCGUUCUUCCCUUUGGGAAGUCCAUGGAAAGGUUUCUACCGGCUUGGAGACUCACCUUAUUUGGCUAUUCGAUGUCGCUCAACCCCGGACCUUUCAACGUUAAGGAACACACACUCAUAUCUGUGAUGGCCAACGUCGUCGUCUAUGGCGCUCCCGUCACCGACAUCAUUGCCACUCAGACGUUCUUCUAUAACACUCCAUGGGGAAUCGGCAAGCAGUUCGUCUUGGGCCUUGCCGUGCAGUUACUAGGGUUUUCUUUUGCUGGUCUAGUGCGACAGUUCCUUGUUUGGCCUUCUAGCAUGAUCUGGCCUGGCGUUCUUGUCCGCUCCGCACUCCUGAACACGAUGCACAAGAACUACGGCAAAAAGGAAACGAAGCAUAUUUCCCGCGAAAGGUUCCUGUUCUUUGCAUGUCUCUGCAGUUUCAUAUGGUAUUGGGUUCCUGGAUUCUUGUUCACAGCGCUCAGUAUCUUCAACUGGGUCUGCUGGAUUGCUCCGAACAACAUUGUCGUUAAUACGCUUUUCGGUUACGCGAGUGGUUUGGGUAUGGGUUUCCUCACAUUCGACUGGGCGAUGAUUUCGUACGUCGGCAGCCCGCUAGUUGUCCCUUGGUGGGCUCAGCUCAACUCGUUUGUCUCGUUCGUGUUCUGGAUCUGGCUCGUCAUCCCGAUCCUCUGGGCCAAGAACGUCUUCUUUGCCAAGUUUAUGCCCAUUUCUAGCGCGCAGUCCUUCGACAACACAGGCUUGCCUUAUGAUCCUACCGCCAUACUAACGGAUGGCGCGUUCGAUGAACAGAAGUACCAGGCAUAUUCGCCUAUGUAUCUGACGAUCACUUUUGCGAUCACGUACGGAACGUGCUUCGCGUCCUAUACUGCCGUUGUCGUCCACACCUUCCUUUGGUAUCGCCACGAUAUCAUGCGCCAAUUCCGUAGAUCCAUGGCCGACGAAAAGGAUGUGCACUCGCGAUUGAUGAAAGUCUAUCCUGAAGUGCCUCGCUGGUGGUAUGCAGUUCUCGGUAUCUUCUCCUUCGUCAUGGGCAUUAUUGGGAUCGAGAUCUGCGACACAAAGCUUCCCGUCUGGGCAUACGUCGUGGCUGUCAUCAUGGCUUUCGUCUUCGUAGUCCCACUCGGCAUGGUCCAAGCCAUCACCAACCAACAAUUCACCUUGAACGUCCUAGCCGAAAUAGUCGUCGGCUACAUGGUUCCUGGCCGUCCCCUAGCUGCCAUGGUGUUCAAAUAUGUUUCGCACAACUCGACGCAGCAAACGUUGUAUUUUGUCAGCGAUCUCAAAAUGGGACACUAUAUGAAGAUCCCUCCUCGCAUGAUGUUCAUGGGCCAGGUCGUCGCAUCCGUUAUUGCCGUCUUCGUCUCGAUCGGCACCCAAGAAUGGAUCUUCACUAGUCUUCCGGACAUCUGUCAACCCAACCAAAAAGACAUGUUCACUUGCCCUGGACUGUUGACCUUCAGCACAGCUUCGCUGAUCUGGGGAGGCAUUGGGCCACAACGACUAUUCUCUCCGGGCGCAGUCUAUUAUCCCAUCGUAUGGUUCUUCCUCAUCGGUGCCUUGCUGCCCAUCCCAUUUUACUUCCUCGCCCGACGUUUCCCCCGGUCGUUCCUAAGAUACGUACACAUACCUGUUGCGCUCAACGCCUUGAGCAUCGUCCCACCUGCCUCCGGCAUCAAUUAUUCAUCAUGGAUCGUCGUCGGGGCCAUCUUCCAGUGGUUCAUCCGCCGUUUCCACUUCCGCUGGUGGAUGCGUUACAACUAUCUCCUGUCGUCUGGCUUGGAUGCAGGAGUUAUCUUCGGUCUUUUCAUCAUAUUUUUCACCGUACAGCUGCCGAAAGGUGGAGUGACGCUGAAUUGGUGGGGAAACACUGUCUGGCAGAAGACGGCCGAUGCCAUGGGCUUGCCGUUCUCCACCGUGGCGCCAGGCGAUAUUUUUGGACCGACGACGUGGUCCUGA
Heterobasidion irregulare TC 32-1 is the source of this 2463-nucleotide messenger RNA. RefSeq names its product oligopeptide transporter. The record is from RefSeq and is a predicted model, not a curated record. Gene Ontology annotation, biological process: transmembrane transport. NCBI's taxonomy places the organism in Eukaryota, Fungi, Basidiomycota, Agaricomycetes, Russulales, Bondarzewiaceae. The transcript has 8 exons. Gene Ontology annotation, molecular function: oligopeptide transmembrane transporter activity. The coding region runs from base 1 to 2463 and encodes 820 amino acids.